Lineus longissimus is the source of this 3533-nucleotide messenger RNA. Its product is annotated as serine/threonine-protein kinase TBK1-like. The transcript is spliced from 19 exons. Bases 114 to 2444 code for a protein of 776 amino acids. The record is from RefSeq and is a predicted model, not a curated record. Gene Ontology annotation, cellular component: cytoplasm. Lineage: Eukaryota; Metazoa; Nemertea; Pilidiophora; Heteronemertea; Lineidae. Gene Ontology annotation, molecular function: ATP binding; protein serine/threonine kinase activity. Gene Ontology annotation, biological process: peptidyl-serine phosphorylation.
GUGUUGAACGUUGAAGGAAGCCACACUUGAAUGAUUCUGCUGUUCUUUUCCUUAUUUUGUUCUAUUUCUACCUGUUCCCAUUGAUCCAUCAGCCGUCUUGAACAACAGGAAAGAUGUCCUCGCAGGCCGCAAUACUGCGGCAAUCCAAAAAUUAUGUGUGGAACUUGAAUGAUGUUCUUGGACAGGGUGCCACAGGUUCUGUCUACAGAUGUCGUCACAAGAAAAGUGGAGAAUCGUUUGCGGUGAAAACCUUCAAUGUAAUGAGCACCCACCGCCCUCUGGAUGUUCAGAUGAGAGAAUUCGAUGUGUUGCAGAAGUGCGACCAUCCCAAUAUAGUCAAACUUUUGGCUAUUGAGGAAGACCAAGCUGUUAACAGCAAGGUGAUCAUCAUGGAACUGUGCGGUGGAGGCAGCCUUUACAGUAUGUUGGAUGACCCGGCCAAUUCAUUCGGAUUGCCAGAACAUGAGUUCCUUCUUGUCCUGGAGCAUGUAGCGUCGGGUCUACAGCACCUUCGAGACCAAAGCAUCAUCCACAGAGACAUCAAGCCUGGUAAUAUCCUCCGAUACAUCACAGAAGAUGGCAGUUCAAUAUACAAGCUGACGGACUUUGGAGCAGCAAGAGAAUUGGCUGAAGAAGGACAGUUCAUGUCACUCUAUGGGACAGAGGAGUACUUGCAUCCUGAUAUGUAUGAGCGAGCUGUCCUUCGGCAACCAUCGGCAAAACAGUUUGGUGCCACAGUUGACCUUUGGAGUCUCGGAGUAACCUUGUACCAUGUUGCAGUGGGUCAGCUCCCCUUUAGACCAUAUGGUGGGAGAAAAAACAAACCAACAAUGCACCGGAUCACCACACAGAAGGAAUCAGGAGUGAUAUCUGGUAUACAAUAUUCUGACAAGGGUGAGAUCCACUGGAGCAAGACGUUACCAGAACAUUGCCUUAUUUCACAUGGUUUGAAGACACUGAUCACGCCCCUCCUUGCUGGAUUACUUGAGUGCCAACCCAAACAAAUGUGGAGUUUUGAGAGGUUCUUCACAGAGGCGUUCAGCCUCUGUGCCAAGACUGUCAUAUAUGUGUUCAACGUGUGGUCGGGAUCACAUCUGAGGAUUUACAUGAAGAAGGACGAGAGCUAUGCCAAGUUUCAAGAACUGAUUGCCGAGCAGACGGACAUCUCUGCCAACAAUCAAGUACUGCUGUUAGAUGGGCAACAUUUUAGUCACAUGGUCCAAGCUCUCCUACCAGCCGUGCAGUACCCACACACGUCUCAAGACUACCCCAUCUUUUUAUACUCGAAAGAUUUCGUACAAUGUCCAAAAUUGCAGUUGUUCAACAUUCCUGAGUUACCGCAGUUCCCCUCCUCGGCGCCAACAAACCUGGAUGCUGACUUCUCUGUUGCUAAGACGUGUGGUGGAAGCCUACAUCUCAUGCAGAAGCUGGUGAAAUCUGCUGUUCAUCGACAAAGGCUGAUGGAUGAGUCCGUCAAACUUUAUGGGGAGGUGCUCGUACGGGACAUGAUGCAGUUCAAAGACUACGCAACACAUUUCACAUGCAUCUGUGACGAAACAAAGAAAAGGGUCCAAUGUCUGUCGGAAAUUCACCGAAACAACAAACGGGCCAUCUCCAUCAUUGAUAAACUUACUGGGAACAAUGAGUGGGCCAGAUUUGUGAGCACUCUUGAUGGCCUUACCGAUAGUGGCCAGAGACCGCUUCAUGAGAUGAACAUUGGUAACUCUGAACUGAAGAGAUUCUGUGACGACAAUUAUGAGAAUCUGGUAAAGAGACGUGUUCUCACCUCAGGAUGGAGAAAACAAUCGGGGUGUACAGAGAAAGAAAGAUGUGUUCAGAAACUCGAUAUUCUCGUCGAGAACACGUCAGAGAUUGUACACGAUUUCAGAAAAAACAAAAUGACGCGACGGUUACAAUACAAUGAGGAACACAUCCACCAUAUUUCAAAAAAUCGAUUAACUGAAAACUGUGCCAAAGCUACAUCGCUGCUUCAAGACCACUGCUACAGGAACUUAAAGCAGGUCCAUGCCUCUCUUGCAACUUGGCUUGAGCGUGCCUACAAGGUACAUGCAAACAUUGUCCAAAUGGAUGGAAAGUUACACGACAUGAUGAGCAGACAGAAAGGCAUCAGCAAAAACCAGGAUAAAGUCGAGGGAGAUUACAGCAAGCAUCUUGAUAGGUGGCUCUCUGAGAUGGAAUCAUCAAACACCCAACUGAAAAGCCUUGCUAGUUCCAGUGGUUCAAUGAAGAGUGGCUCUAUGCAGAAGACGCUACUGAAGCAGGUCAAUGAAGACCUCCAAUCGCUGCGACUAGAGAGUGGCAAGAUCAAGUCGAUAAUAUUGGACAACAACGAUCUCGUUAAGAAAUUGGAGGACCUGAGCAUUAUGAAUGGACAAGCUGAGGUGGAGAUGCUAGACAGCGUAGCCACCUCCCAUGAAAGCUGAUCAUGUGGUGCCAGGAUGGGGAACAGGGGGUAAAUUUAGGGGAAUAUGAAUGACUGAAACAAGUGUAAUGGGAACAAAUGACCUUUCACAUAACUAAAACAAGUGCCCGAGUGCUAUUGUGAUGGAAGUAUUUGAAUGUACAACGAAUAAGGUCGACAAUUGUAAAUAUUACAACAUUACAGUAUGUGACCCUUGAGAAAAGUAGGAUGUAUAUAUUUAUACCAUUGAAGACUUUUCAUCAUAGCUGAAAUGUUUGUAAUCCAUAUGGAGUCUGAGAACUUCCUACCGUAAACUCGUGCACUCAUGUACGUGUAUGAUCACGUAUGUGAUAAGAUUUCUGUGUGACAGGUUUGAUGAAAGUGUUUACUCGUGAACGAGUCUCGAGUUUUGUAUUUGAUUGGUGUUUACUUCUGCAAUUUUGUGAUGUACUGGUAUCUACCGUCGUGGCGGAAAAUUAGGGUUGUUCUGAGUGCUGGAAAUUUCUUGUGUGUUGGCUGUUACUCUGAUUAUGAGUCAGGGCCACAUGCCUGCCUGUAAAUAUGUACAUAAACUUGAUCUCUCAAGUGCUGAAUGAAAAAUGUUUCAUGCAGAUGUGUUUUGCCUUAUUUGUGUUAUUAUUUCAGUACUUAUGUAAGAAUGGAACAAUCACAAUACCUCUUGAACAUCAGCAUAACCAUCAUUUUAGGCAUCAAAUCUACUUAGGGUAUUUUGCUGUAAUGGACAUAAAAGUACUUUUGACAACAACAAUUCAAAGUUUAUUCUGUACAAUUCGAAACUAAUCGCAAAGAGAAACUGAUUUGAAUUAUUGACGAAAAAGGGACUGCUAGACAAUAGUUUAUGAUUUAUGGAGAGAUCGCUAGUCAUGCUCUUGUGUAUGUAUAUGACUGGUCUUGAAAUUAUGUAAACAGACUAUAUUGCACAUUUUAAUCUAUCAAAUUACCCAUCGUAUUGCUGUGUAUGAUCAUGUAUGAGUGCAUGUUUGCACUAUUGAUCACAAAGCAGAUUCUAUAUAGGUAUUGUUAAAUUCAUACCGCCAUACAUGUAAUGUACAUUUUGUAAUUAGCAAAUAAAGGAACUCCAUAAACAAAA